Messenger RNA from Caenorhabditis bovis, 990 nucleotides. The record is from the annotation of a GenBank genome assembly. Lineage: Eukaryota; Metazoa; Nematoda; Chromadorea; Rhabditida; Rhabditidae.
AUGUCGCGACAUAUCCUCAUAUUGUAUUUAUCCGAUGAGGAGGCGAUGAUGAGCGAGCAGAGCGAUGAGUCCACGUAUUUGGUGCUCGACAUGCGGCGCGUCUCGCGCCAAUUUUUGAUCUACACCACAAUUCUCGUCGCCGUCGCGCUCUAUUACUCGGCGCUUCCGCAUUAUUUGGACGAGUCGAUGCACUCGAACCAGACGAAUUAUGUCAUCGAAAAUUACAAGACGCGCGAGAACGGCUCGAUGUACUUCGAGUUCGUCGACAACGACGGCAACUACCAGUACGGCGAACUCGGCGACUGGUUUCGGAAGCUGCUCGAUGGCAAGUACCGCUUCAGCUAUGGCAACUCCUUCUUCAAUUAUUGUGUGGAGCGCACUGUGCCCAACAACGAGUGGAUGACGUCAAUCUUCCGUUCAAUGAACCACAUCGUCGUUGCGCAAGUGCUAUUCCGAGCGGCGGUCCUCCUCAAUCUCACCGUCUCAUUGUUCGAGUGCGUCGUCGUCAAGAAUUUGCCGCGAACGAGCUGCUCCAACACGUUUCAGCGAUUUUUCGGCCUUCCUCUAAUUCUUCUCGAGUUCACGCAAAAAUUGGCGUUGUUCUACCUGACGUGUUUGCACUACCAACAGGACGCCAAAUUGAUAUUCCUCUCGCGCGCUUCGAUUUGUAUUCUCACCGUUUCGACAAUUCUCAAACUUCUCGUGUGCGCAAUGGAGCAGACCUCCCAAAAAUGGCAAAUCGGCUGUUUGGCGUUGUCGGCCGGCGUCGUCAUGUCGCACAACGUCGUCGUCGCCGACGUCGACGAUUUCCUCGAGACGCCCUAUUGCGAUUCGAUGGCGACGCCGAUCGUCGUCUACGCGCAAUUGAUCUACUUUUUGGCGCUGCUCGUCGCCGCCUACCUGCGGACGAAUCGCUUCGAGAACCUCGAAAUGGUGACCAAGUGCACGUACGCCGAAAUGGAUCAUCGACGGCAACACUGCGCUAAUUAA